AUGUUGGGACUACGAACUCCACCCAAAAGCCAAACAUCGGCGCCUGGCAUAAGGCGAAGUAUAGAUAAAUGGGAAGAGGCCUCCAGCCAGGGCCCGAGGGUGGCAAAAGAGGCUCCCCUGGCGGGGGCGGGUGGAGGAGGAAAGUCUCCUGCUCCCGCUCAAACCAGGGAAAAAGAAGCCAAAAAUUGCUACCUUAAGGCAAUUUCACAUCUGGCGGAGUCCAGAAAUAUUAAAACGGACAUAAAAACCGGGGUACAGACAGCCGUAAAACGGCUGUACCAACUAGUAAAGGAGGCCGAAGAGGAGUCACCGAAAAACCAAGACAAGCCAACACCAAAAGGGAAAAAAGAAAUACUAAGCGAUAAACUAGACAAACAUUGA
This is a messenger RNA of Pieris macdunnoughi, 381 nucleotides long. The record is from the annotation of a GenBank genome assembly. NCBI's taxonomy places the organism in Eukaryota, Metazoa, Arthropoda, Insecta, Lepidoptera, Pieridae.